UAACUACUCCGUAUACGUCUCAUCAAUCCUUCAAUUUAAAUCUUCAUUCACAAAAUAAAAGGAUUAGACUUGAAAAAUUUUCGACUGCAAUAAUCCUCAAGCACCAUGGCGGAUAUAUCAGGAAAAAGUGUAAGAAAUACUAAGCAUAUCCAGCUCUUAUUCUGAGGAUCUUUCUAAUUUGUUGUCCUUCAUAGAACAAGUCUUUCGUUCUCGAAAAGCCUUUUUCCGUGAAAUUCGAAGAACGCCCAGUUCCCAAGCUCGAAUCUGAACACGAUGUCCUCAUUGCCAUAAACUAUACCGGUAUCUGUGGAUCAGAUGUUCAUUACUGGGUUGAGGGAGCCAUUGGUCCUUUUGUUGUGAAAGAUCCCAUGGUAUUAGGCCAUGAAUCCGCAGGUACAAUCGUCAGCGUGGGCUCAGCCGUCAAAACUCUCCAGGUUGGCGAUCGUAUAGCCCUUGAGCCCGGUUAUCCAUGUCGCCGUUGUCCUGCCUGUCUUUCCGGUCACUACAACCUCUGUCCCGAAAUGCACUUUGCGGCCACUCCUCCAAUCGACGGAACUCUUGCUGGAUUUUACUCAUCUCCAGCAGACUUCUGCUAUAAACUUCCCGAGCACGUCUCACUCCAAGAAGGUGCUUUAAUGGAACCUCUUGCCGUAGCAGUUCACAUCUGCAAACAGGCUAUUAUCACUCCAGGCCAAUCUGUUGUGGUAAUGGGAGCAGGCCCUGUCGGCCUGCUAUGUAUGGCAGUAGCUCGCGCAUACGGAGCAUCCACCAUUGUCGCAGCUGAUAUCCAACCCACUCGUCUCGAAUUUGCGAAAUCCUUCGCUGCCACUCAUACCUUCACCCCUCAGCGAGUUUCUGCCGCAGAAAAUGCAUCAAAUCUGAAAUCAGAGGUUGGACUGCCAGAGGGUGCCGACGUUGUAAUUGAGUAAGCUUAAUCCAAUCUCCAAAAUCUUUUCCUAACUACCUAAUUUAAUCCUCAUUGUCAACUACAACUUUGUGAUUCCACAUACACCACUUUUACUUUCCAACAUGAUUUUACUCUUCUACAUCCUUAUUUUCCUCCAAAACCAUUCUUGGCUGGCAUUACUAACUCUUCGAUCUUACAGUGCGUCAGGAGCAGAACCAUCCAUUCAAACGUCUAUAAAUGUCGUACGCCGCGGAGGAACAUAUGUCCAAGGUGGAAUGGGCAAACCAGACAUCAAUUUCCCAAUUAUGGAGUUGUGUACCAAGGAAAUUACAGCCAAAGGAAGUUUCAGAUACGGAAGUGGAGAUUACGCUCUUGCAGUGGAACUGGUGAGCAGUGGAAAGGUGGAUGUGAAAAGGUUGAUUACUGGAGUAGUCCAGUUUGAGGAUGCAGAGGAGGCUUUCAAGAGUGUGAAAGAAGGAAAGGGCAUCAAGGUCUUGAUCAAGGGUCCAAAUGAAAAGUGAAUAUUAUGAACGUUGUAAUGCAUGGAGCAGGAGUCGGUGUUUUUGGGUGAUGAAGGGGCAAUGAUGGUGGGUGGGGAGGUACGGGGAUUCAAAGAUACCCGAUCUGAAUGUGCCAGAAAUGAUGAAACAUACGGUCCUCCUGACUUUUAGCAAGUGUAUUAUUGUAUCUAAGUAAUCGAUUGAAUCAAUGUAUGUACUCUGUCGUCUGUCCUCGAUGCAUUCUUCACUAGACUGUGUUGAGUGGUGUUCGGCCCCCUACC
Messenger RNA from Sclerotinia trifoliorum, 1688 nucleotides. Lineage: Eukaryota; Fungi; Ascomycota; Leotiomycetes; Helotiales; Sclerotiniaceae. The record is from the annotation of a GenBank genome assembly.